Calliphora vicina (urban bluebottle blowfly) is the source of this 2132-nucleotide messenger RNA. It is a transcript of the gene HisRS, whose product is annotated as histidine--tRNA ligase. Gene Ontology annotation, biological process: mitochondrial translation; histidyl-tRNA aminoacylation. The record is from RefSeq and is a predicted model, not a curated record. Gene Ontology annotation, cellular component: mitochondrion; cytoplasm; cytosol. The transcript has 7 exons. NCBI's taxonomy places the organism in Eukaryota, Metazoa, Arthropoda, Insecta, Diptera, Calliphoridae. Gene Ontology annotation, molecular function: ATP binding; histidine-tRNA ligase activity; RNA binding. The coding region runs from base 262 to 1911 and encodes 549 amino acids.
AAAAAAAAUAGUUUUGUCUUGUGUGUGUUUCCAUUUGGUUUUUAGGAAUGAGUGAAACGCGUGAACAAAUUUUGGAAGAAAUUAAAUUACAAGGUGAUUUGGUACGAAAAUUUAAAGCGGCCAAGGAACCCAAAGAAAAGGUCUAAAGCCACAAAAACAAACAAAAAAUUACCACAGCAUAAAUUGUAAUAUAGAGAGUAAUAUUAAUUGAAAAAAGUAAUUAAACAGAAAAAUAAACUCAUUAAAAGUAUUAUACACAAAAUGUUAAGUUCUUUUAUAAAAACUACCUCGCGUUUCAACAAACAUAAUUUAUUAAAAUUACAAAUAAACUGUCGUUCGUUGUCAUCCAAAGUUGAUUUGAAAUCUCUGAACAAUAAUAAUACAAAUAAUAAUAAUGAUAAUGAUACUGAUGAUGGAGUUGGUAAUGGUGUUAGUGGUACCAUAAAACAUCGGCAACUGGAAUUGGACAAGAUCGAUGAAGAAGUAGCACGUUUGUUGGCCCUUAAGGCCAAAUUGGGUGAUGAGCCCCAACAAAAUCAAAAGUUCACUUUGAAGACGCCCAAGGGUACUCGUGACUAUGCUCCACAACAGAUGAUGUUGCGUCAAAAUGUCUUGGACAAAAUCACAGCUGUAUUUAAGAAACAUGGUGGUGAAGCCAUUGAUACACCAGUAUUCGAAUUGAAGGAAGUAUUAACUGGCAAAUAUGGUGAGGAUUCCAAGUUGAUUUAUGAUCUCAAAGAUCAAGGUGGUGAAAUUUUGUCACUACGUUAUGAUCUAACAGUUCCUUUGGCCAGAUAUUUAGCCAUGAAUAAGAUAUCGAGCAUUAAGCGUUAUCACAUUGCCAAGGUUUAUCGUCGUGAUAAUCCUGCCAUGACACGCGGUCGUUACAGGGAGUUUUAUCAAUGUGAUUUCGAUAUCGCCGGUUCUUUCGAUCCCAUGUUACCCGAUGCUGAAUGUGUUAAAAUUGUCGCCGAGAUCUUGGACACUUUAGAUAUUGGAGAUUAUGUGAUUAAGCUAAAUCAUCGACAAUUAUUGGAUGGCAUGUUUGAAGCCUGUGGUGUGCCAGCCGAUAAAUUCCGUUCCAUUUGUUCUGCCGUUGAUAAAUUGGAUAAAUCUCCCUGGUCUGAGGUGCGUCGUGAAAUGAUUGGCGAAAAAGGUUUGGAUGAGUCGGCUGCCGAUCAAAUUGGCGAAUAUGUUCAAUUGAGUGGUGGUACUGAGUUGGUUGAAAAACUUUUAGCUGAUCCCAAAUUGAAAGCUGUUAGUGCUGCCGUUAAAGGUUUAGAAGGCAUGCAACUUUUACUUAAGUACUGCAACGCUAUGGGUCUUUCGCAUAAAAUUAGUUUUGAUCUAAGUUUAGCCCGUGGUUUGGACUACUACACAGGUGUUAUUUACGAAUGUGUACUUAAGGCUGAGCCAAAAAUUCUAGCCAAUGGUGCUGCCGAAGAACAAGGUACCGUGGGUUCUGUAGCUGGUGGUGGUCGUUAUGACAACUUGGUUGGUAUGUUUGAUACCAAAGGAAAACAAGUACCAUGUGUGGGUGUUUCCAUAGGUGUGGAACGUAUAUUCUCUGUGCUAGAAGCCAAAGCAGCAGCUGCCGGCAUUAAGCAACGCACCAACGAUAUCGAGGUAUAUGUAGCCUCGGCUCACAAGGGUUUGCACGAGAAACGUUUAAGCAUUUUAAAUGAUUUGUGGAAUCAAGGUGUUAAGGCUGAACAUUCUUAUAAAUUGAAUCCCAAACUUUUGGCUCAACUACAACAUUGCGAGGAGCAGCAAAUUCCUUUGGCCGUUGUAUUCGGUGAUUCUGAGCUGGCCAAGGGCAUUGUUAAGCUACGUGAAGUUACCAGCCGCAAAGAAGAAGACAUUCCCUUGACCAAUUUGGCCGAUGAAAUCAAAAAGAGAUUACGAAACUAAAUUCUGCAAAUGACUCAUUAUGAUGACUUCACACUUACACAAAUUUUCAAUAGUUUUCAUUUUAUUUAUUUUGUUUUUAAUGUAUUUAUUGUGGCACCGCUUAGAAAACAUGACUGGCUGAUGGGAUCAUAUUGUAGCGCCUUGAAGAAACUAUGAUUGCUUUACCAAACCCGAGAAUCAAUAUUAAAAAUAAUGUGAAAUAAAUUUAUAAUUAAAAAAUA